Messenger RNA from Prorocentrum cordatum, 292 nucleotides. Lineage: Eukaryota; Dinophyceae; Prorocentrales; Prorocentraceae. The record is from the annotation of a GenBank genome assembly.
CGAGGCGUGCGAGUCCUCGAAACGUGUCAGGCUGCCGCGUGCGCCGAGCGCUGUAAGGGGCGCGGUGAGCGACCGCUUGGGGUCUGCCGCCCGCGCGCAGCCGCGGGCCUCGCCGCCGGCCAGGGCCUCCGCGGCCGCCGGAGGGCCCGAGCAGUGGAAAACUAAAAGCACGACAGGCCUCGCCCCGCCAGCGGGGCUGCGCUGUCCGAAGCUGCUCACUGCACACUCGGCCUCGCCGCAGGGUGCGCCGCUCGAAGGCCUCGCAUUGGUCUGGCGUAGACGGCGAGAUUGA